GCCCCACCGCCCCUCCCUCCGGCCUCAGACACCCGCCACUUGUCGCCUGGGUGAAACAGAAACUGAUCGCGCGCACACCUGCGUAUAUUGCGUCUGUUUUUUUGGCUCCAUAUUCUACCGCUAUGUCUCUGCGCACCGCCGCCUACGGACUCUUCAGGACCGCACUGAGGACCCAGGUGGUCCAGGUGGCUCGGGUCUCCUCCAAACCGGCCAAACAUAACGUCACUGCGGGGGAACAGGCCAUAGCGAUGACUGCCCUGUUCGUGGCCAUCCUGGUUCCGUCCGGCUGGAUCCUGGCCCACCUCGAGGACUACAAGAAGAGGGAAUAGACCCGGACCGGACCCCAAAUACUCCCACUGGACCAUGGCCGAUGGUCUGAGCAUCUACCUACAGUCUGUAAUAAACAGCUGUUGACCACCAGA
Messenger RNA from Sphaeramia orbicularis (orbiculate cardinalfish), 422 nucleotides. It is a transcript of the gene cox8b, whose product is annotated as cytochrome c oxidase subunit 8B. Gene Ontology annotation, cellular component: respiratory chain complex IV; mitochondrion. The record is from RefSeq and is a predicted model, not a curated record. Bases 123 to 329 code for a protein of 68 amino acids. NCBI's taxonomy places the organism in Eukaryota, Metazoa, Chordata, Actinopteri, Kurtiformes, Apogonidae. Gene Ontology annotation, biological process: mitochondrial electron transport, cytochrome c to oxygen. The transcript is spliced from 2 exons.